GAAAAGAUGCUUCCUUUAAAGGUAAUUCAGGGUCUGCAAUGGUAUUUGGGUUUACCCGAUGAAUUCUUAAGGAACCCAGAAGACAACCUUGAUAAGUGUUUCAGACUUGUGGAAAUGGAAGAUGGAUUGAAAGGGCUAGCUGUUAAUGUCGAUGGAAGUGAGAGAUUUUUAUCGAUGAUGCAGAGGAAUGCAAUGAGGAGAGGAGUGUAUAGUGGUGUGAAGGGUGAGGUGCUAGAAUUUCCAUUAUUUCCGUCAAAGGGAUUGAGACUUAAAAGGAAGAUUGCAGACUGGUUUGAUGAGUUUCAGAGGCUUCCAUAUGUUUCACCCUAUGAGAAUUAUUCUGGUUUGGAUCCAAAUAGCGAUAUAGCGGAAAAACGAGUGGUGGGUGUGCUUCACGAGUUGCUUAGUUUGUUUGUUGAGCAUGCUGCAGAAAGGAAGAAGCUUUUGUGUCUUAGAAAACACUUAGGGUUGCCACAAAAAGUUCACAAGGCGUUUGAGAGGCAUCCUUAUAUCUUCUAUUUGUCAUUGAAUAAUAAGACUUGCACUGCAAUACUAAAAGAAGCUUACUGUGAUAGAGGGGCUAUAGAGCAACAUCCUUUAGCAAAAGUGAGGAAAAAAUACAUCAGUUUGAUGAAGGAGUCAGAGGGUAUACUGAAACGUAAAAGGUUAAACAAUAGACCACAUGAUCAGGGUAACAUGAAUAUUAAGGAUUUGGAUUAUACAGAUGAUGAAGAAGUGAAACUGCAACAGAGUAGCUCUGCUCUUUGAGGUUUGCAGCUAAAACAACUUCUUCUUUUUUAAGGUCUUGGAUCUAAAGAAGAACCGUUUUAAGUAGGCAGCCAGGAAAUUUUUUCUUAAUCUGGAACAGCUUCCAAGGUGGGAUAAAGGCUUUUUGGGUGGAAAGGUGGACAUAGCGCGUGAAUUCUGCACCUCUCAUUCGUUAAUGGUGAUUCCAGUAUGAUGGCACUGACCACAGAACAUGCAAAGGACACAUAGCAUGAUGUAUUAUCAAUGGAGCUUCAAGUCUUAAACAAGAGUACACGAUUUGCUCGCGAGAUACAUUGUUACAUGGUUGAUGUGCUCUAUCUCUAUAUCUGAAAGGCACAAUGCUACAUGUAUGAAGUGAUGUUGGAUAGUUAUUGAGCUCACUGUAUCUCAUUGUUUUCUCAGACAUCUAAUUUAAAAUUUUUUGUUUCCUUUGUUUUA
Molecule: messenger RNA, 1206 nt
Organism: Nicotiana tabacum (common tobacco)
Lineage: Eukaryota; Viridiplantae; Streptophyta; Magnoliopsida; Solanales; Solanaceae
Source: RefSeq, a predicted model, not a curated record